Cottoperca gobio is the source of this 2198-nucleotide messenger RNA. It is a transcript of the gene rhbdd3, whose product is annotated as rhomboid domain containing 3. Gene Ontology annotation, molecular function: protein binding; serine-type endopeptidase activity. The coding region runs from base 376 to 1470 and encodes 364 amino acids. NCBI's taxonomy places the organism in Eukaryota, Metazoa, Chordata, Actinopteri, Perciformes, Bovichtidae. The record is from RefSeq and is a predicted model, not a curated record. The transcript is spliced from 5 exons. Gene Ontology annotation, cellular component: membrane.
CUGCCAGUAAACACAAAGAACAAGAAUAGUGCGGAAGUGGACAUCAGUUUAGUCCUCGAAAUAUUUGUAUUUUCUUAUUUAAAAACAUUUAUUACUCACGUAUUGAGAACAUACUUAUUUUAGAAUACCAGUUACUCUCGCAGACUCUUUGUACGAGUACAGUCGGUGGCGGAUUUGAGGAUUUGACAGGAUAAAUAACUACAGUUGUGGAUUUAUAGACGCACGCGACCACUUUCAAUGAGAAAUAAAUAGGGUUUUAUAUUAAAAUAUUUUUGCCAGAUGCUGUGCUUGUUAUGAACACAAACAGAAGCUUGUUUACCAUAAUUAUGCCACAUAAGGACAAGUGAGUGGAGAAACUCCAGCUAAUCCUAAAUAAUGCCUCAUCGUAUAUCGUCAGCAUGGUUUUGGUUUGGAUCAGAUCGCCCUGGAUUCUGUCUGGGAACAUCUUUGUUGACAACACUCUUGCUGCUGAUGUAUGCUGGGGGCAUCCAAGCAAGUCUCACUUUAGGUCCAGGUGGAGUCUUCCCAGGGGUCAGAGAUGUGUUCCUGUAUGCUUUCAGUCAUGAUGACCUGCCCUCUCUGCUGGUCAGUGUUGUUCUCCUGCUGUUGGUGGGACCGUGUCAGGAGCGUCGCUGGGGAACAGUCCCCUUCCUGUCCCUCUCCAUCCUGACGAUGGCCAUAUUACCUCUUCUUUACGGCCUCGUCCUCUUUGUCGGUGGAAGUGAGCCGAGUCGGAUCAGUGGUUACUCUGCCAUCGCGCUGGCACUGUUUGCAGCGCAGUGUCGUCAGGUGUCUCAGAGGAGACUGCUGAGGUGUUUGCCAGUCUGGUUUCUCCCCUGGCUUCUUCUGCUGAUGGGUCUGCUGCUGCUGCCCGGGACACCUGCCCUGCUUCACUUCUGCACAAUAUUCAUCGGACACAACUAUCAUCAGUCCUUCACUGGGAUGUUACAGGAGCUGGAGGAGGCCAGGGUCUUGGACUUUAUUCCUGAUUGGGCGUAUAUUCGCACUUCAGCCCGGUUGAGAUUGCCCACCUACACUACCUCACCGAGAUCUAGAUCACUUUCUCAGAUGAUGCCUGCAGAUCAGGCAGCUGCUCCCCCCAUGAGGGAUCCAUCUGUUUUGAACCACCACCCAUGGGUGGAUCCAGUGCCUGCCUGGAUCAUGAAACAGUCUGCUGCGCUGUCGGAGGCCGACGUUUUGGAGGAUCAGAUGCUAAGGGCAGGAAUACUGGCCUCACUACAGGAUGCUCCCGACAACCCUGAUGCAAAAGUGGAAGUGUCCAAAUCAUCAGUUUCCUCUCUGCGUCUCCAGCAGCUGGAGAAGAUGGGCUUCCCCACAGAGAAAGCCGUAGUGGCACUAGCAGCCUCUAAACAGCUAGAUGGCGCCAUUUCUCUGCUCAUUGAUGACAACGUCGGUGAACAGGCUGUGGUGGUGUCAAAAGGGAAGAGCCCUCCGCCGCCGAGCACCUAGACGACCUCACACUCCUGGAUUAAAUGGUUUGCUCUUAUGCGGUAAACUGGAUUCACAUUAUGCUUGGGUUUUGCUGAGCUUCAGUAUUGUUUUUUACCCUGUGGGCUACUUGUAGAACUAAUUCAAUGAUAAGAAUUUAUCACAACUGUGAAUCUAAUCAAAUGUAGAUGCAAACUCGACUGCUUUGGAGACCAUUUCUGUACCUCUACAUAAAAUGUAAGUUUGCGAGAGUGGAUAUAUUUAUGCUGCAAUUGUGUUUAAUGAAUCCUGUUAACACCAAAUAAAGAGGUGACAUGUUAAAAAAACAAACAAUGAACAUUAUUUUAUUACACCAAUCAUCUAGACAGGAUUACUUUAACACAGUAACUUGCAAGAAACAAAUGUUGAAUGAAAUAUGAAAUGGUUACACAACAGCAUACAAAAUAAGAUACAAUUGAUCAUUUUAAAUAGUUUCACAAUAAGAUUGAUAUAAGAUGAAAACAACAAUUAUCAAGUCUUUUCAUCAGGACAGUUUAAGCCGUCAACAGUGGUAAAAAUAUGUUCAAGUUCCAUUUAACAGUUUUGCUUUUUCCUCCGUGUGUGUUAAAGAUCUUGAAAUGGACAGCCAGUUUGCAGAGUUCUUGUUUCCAGAAUACAACAUCAUUUAUGAGUGUGUACAUUGAUAUGCCACCAAACCCAAAUGUGUGUGCUUUCUUUUUGCACAGAAUAAAUGUAAAUACACUAUUGUA